GGUGGAAGGUAGUUCUACAACUGUCAUGUCGGGCGGUAGAAAGCCCCGUUCUGUGGCAAACCCUCUAGAAUCCGCGAUCACCACACCCAGUGAACGAAUCUUGAGAGAAUGCCACAAUUUAUAUAUCGACAGCGAAAACGGUAAAUAGCAAACUAUUGCUGCACACAGCCUACAUGAUCAAUAUAACAGCCGUGCAUAUUCGUCAUGUCUGCUCUGCAACAAAGUAGCAUUUCAUUUUAAAGUUUCUGCUUGUGUUACACAUGCUCGAAUAUUCUACUCUGAUCAAAAUGUAUGCACUCACUAACUGUAAGUCGCUCUGGAUAAGAGCGUCUACUAAAUGACUAAAAAUGUAAAUCAUCAAGCGUUGUCUGUCACGCUCCAGUAAAAUGUCACUCACCCCAAACAAACACUGAAAUGAAUCCCAGGGGUAGGGUAUUUUACAGUGGUAAAAGCCUUUAACCAAGUGUUUGGGUGUGUUUUUGUCAUUAAGGAAAAUGCACAAUAUUGGUCAUAUGUAAUCUUUGCCAUAUUUUAAAUAAGAAAUAUAGCCUACAGUUUGUUGGCCAGAUCAUGCUUUCAGGGGCUAGGGCCUACUGUAUGUUAAUGGCCUAUUCCCUAAACUAGAUAACAUCAUCAUACGUUCAAAUACAACUGAGGCUAUGGUAGUUCAAAGUAGGCUGUAGGGUCCACAAGGACUCAUCACAGACUUGAAGCCAAUAUGGCCUUUUUUGAUUUAUGGUCAUUUCCAUUCGAAAGGACCCAUGAGCACCACCAAUAUGUGAAGUUUAUAGGAGUGUAUCAAAUUGGGUUUCAAAUUAAAGCUAAGAGUCUAUAUUUUUGGGAAAUGAAGGCAUAGAUACGUUUUUCAACAAAAAAAAUUAUCUUAAAAAUGUGGCAUAAGUAAAGGCUGUGAUUUCUGGAUAAACAGAUGAAAUGGGGUCUUAAAAACAUCUACUACAAAAAGUCUUAAACAUAUCAGAAAUACAUCAAAACACAAUAAUGUUGACCUAAAGACCCCUGCCAACUAAUAUCAACACUUAUAUUUAGUUUUGGAGAAAUUGUUUACCUUUUGUAUAUUUUAAGAAAUAUUUCCUUGUAAUUCCGUAACCACAAACCCACAUAUCGUUAAGAUAUUUUAUAAUUUCUCUCCCUCAUGAGGAGGGAGGAUAAUGAAAGUUCACAGAAGUAACAAGUAAUUGUAGACCUAGUGAUAUCAAUUUUGUUUAUGAAUUAUUAAGUGAUUAAAAUUCGUAAUUAUUUUACCAAAUUGGUAACGGAAUUACCAAAAAAUCUGUAAUGGAAUUACUGCAACUGAAUUGGCUACAAUGGGAAAUCAGAAUUAGGUCAUUCCACCCUGGCCUUGAUGUUAACGUCCACAGACCGACUGGACUGAACCAAAUCUGAAACUAUCAUAGACCUAUGUGAAACAUGAGGAGAAUGACAUUCAUAUCUAUAAUUAUGCAUUUCUGUGUAGUACAGAUCAGGGACCCAUGAUGUAAUUCUGUUACCUUAAUUCCAUUACCGGGUGUAAAUCCACUUCACUUACUGUAGUUCAAAACCAUAAGAGAUUUCUUCAAACUCAAGGUGCCAUGUCAUACUGACACCCCAUUCUUUCUGCAGGUAUCUUUGAAUCUUAAUUCGAGAGCAGAUAUUUAAGAGUUUUUAGAAAACAUGGUUGCAUAAAAACCUGAGGGAGAUUUUACCGUAAUUCCGUUACCAAAGUUUGCAUCUGCACAGUUCUUCCACUAAAUUAGUUUUUGUAAAAUUUUCAGUGGAAAUUGUUAAAAGUAGUCCUUGUACAUAGAGUUGUAUGGUUUGUUAAACUUUGAAGUCAAUGGUUUUUGUUUGGCAUACAUAAAAAAAAAAACUGAGUCAAAACAUAAUUCUGUUAUAGUGGAAUUGCCUUGGUUUCCAGACUGUAUCUGCAAGUCAGGUAUCCUAAAGCAGGUGUCGAAUAAAGACUGCCAUUAUAACAGAUUACUUUGUUAUUUGUAGUUCAUUGGAUCACUUUGAGUGAAAACAAAUGUUGCUUAAAUCCCUCUGAUGCCACUCUCAUGUAGUGGAGUCCUGUCUGCCGGCUCUCUAUGUAUAGUGUCUUAAUCAGAUAUGUCAGAGGCAGACGGAAACACUUAUCUGUUAAGACAGGUAGUAUGGCGUACUGGAUGACCCUAACUCCGAGAUAGUAAAGUAUCAUAUUUAUUUAUUAGUUAUUCACUGUGUAUUUAUUCCUUGUGUUACUAUUUUUAUUCUUUAUCUUAUCUUUAACUCUGCAUUGUUGGAAAAGGACCCGUAAAUAAGCAUUUCACUGUUAGUCUACACCUGUUGUCUACGAAGCAUGUGACAAAUAAAAUGUGAUUACAUUUGAUAUUACGGCUUGCCUGACCCAUUCUGUAACAGUAGUGUCCAAAAGAAAGGAAAGCCGCCUGAUCUGUGUAUGUUUGUGUGUGUUCAGGGCUGGUGAAGAUAGCAAGCCACCUGGGUCUCCAGCUCCUUCCUCCACGGAAGAAGAUCAUUGUGAUGAUAAUGGGGAACCACUCUGCUGGAAAAAGCUCAUUUAUUAAUUGGUAAUAUAGCUCCCCAAUAUAACUGCUAAGGACCAGCACAGGCUAGGCCACAAUCAAGAGCCGCGUAAGGAGGGAGAGAGGGAGAGGGAGGGAGAGAGGGAGAGAGAGAGAGGGGGAGGGAGAGAGGGAGAGAGAGAGAGGGGGAGAGAGAGAGAGAGGGGGGGAGAGAGAGGGAGGGGCAAAUAUGUUUGUUAAAAUGAGGCUGACGAAUGUCCACAUAGGGAUUGGAGGCGCUACAAGAUACAGUAUUAGCCUAGACAUUGUGGUCUAACAAUCAGGUGAUUAUCCUAGACAUUUCCUAAUGGAAAGAAAGGUAUCAAGCAAUUUAGUGAGGAUAUGAAUUACCUAAGAAUGUAGAUGUAUGAGUCUGUUGAAUAAAAAGAACAUGUAAAGAUUCUGUUUUUGUUUCACAACAUUUUCAUUAUUAUCACUGUAUCCUAAAGGAUAUCAUGAAUCUCAUAGUCACCUAUACAUUUGAAAUCAAUAAUAAUUAGUAAGUUUGAUUCUGGGAUUUUCCCAGUGAUGGAAUUUGUCAAUGUGCAGUACAUUUCACACAAUUGUUGACCCAGUUUCACUUACUGCCAUUUCAGGUAUGUGGAAGAACAUAUACAGAAAACAGGUGUUGCCAUCGAAACGCAGGGAUUUACAUUUAUCACAAGUGGUCGGAAAAGAGAAUCACUGACGGUAGGUUUAUAGCACCACACCAUCACUGCUAUGAAUGUCUCUCAAAGCACUUUUAACCAUGUUAUGAAAAACGUACUUCGUGUUCAGCCAGUGGUGAUUGAAUAGCAUAAAAAUAAACCUUGUGGUAUACUAAUAAUUGCUUACCAAUGGUUUACUGUUGCAGGCUCUAUGAAUCUCAUUCAUUAUAGCCAUAGCUAUGAUCACUGCAGCCUGUUAGUCACCACUGGUACAUACAGUGGGGAAAAAAAGUAUUUAGUCAGCCACCAAUUGUGCAAGUUCUCCAACUUAAAAAGAUGAGAGAGGCCUGUAAUUUCCAUCAUAGGUACAUGUCAACUAUGACAGACAAAAUGAGAAAAAAAAAUCCAGAAAAUCACAUUGUAGGAUUUUUAAUGAAUUUAUUUGCAAAUUAUGGUGGAAAAUAAGUAUUUGGUCAAUAACAAAAGUUUCUCAAUACUUUGUUAUAUACCCUUUGUUGGCAAUGACACAGGUCAAACGUUUUCUGUAAGUCUUCACAAGGUUUUCACACACUGUUGCUGGUAUUUUGGCCCAUUCCUCCAUGCAGAUCUCCUCUAGAGCAGUGAUGUUUUGGGGCUGUCGCUGGGCAACACGGACUUUCAACUCCCUCAAAGAUUUUCUAUGGGGUUGAGAUCUGGAGACUGGCUAGGCCACUCCAGGACCAUGAAAGGCUUCUUACGAAGCCACUCCUUCGUUGCCCGGGCGGUGUGUUUGGGAUCAUUGUCAUGCUGAAAGACCCAGCCACGUUUCAUCUUCAAUGCCCUUGCUGAUGGAAGGAGGUUUUCACUCAAAAUCUCACGAUACAUGGCCCCAUUCAUUCUUUCCUUUACACGGAUCAGUCGUCCUGGUCCCUUUGCAGAAAAACAGCCCCAAAGCAUGAUGUUUCCACCCCCAUGCUUCACAGUAGGUAUGGUGUUCUUUGGAUGCAACUCAGCAUUCUUUGUCCUCCAAACACGACGAGUUGAGUUUUUACCAAAAAGUUCUAUUUUGGUUUCAUCUGACCAUAUGACAUUCUCCCAAUCCUCUUCUGGAUCAUCCAAAUGCACUCUAGCAAACUUCAGACGGGCCUGGACAUGUACUGGCUGAAGCAGGGGGACACGUCUGGCACUGCAGGAUUUGAGUCCCUGGCGGCGUAGUGUGUUACUGAUGGUAGGAUUUGUUACUUUGGUCCCAGCUCUCUGCAGGUCAUUCACUAGGUCCCCCCGUGUGGUUCUGGGAUUUUUGCUCACAGUUCUUGUGAUCAUUUUGACCCCACGGGGUGAGGUCUUGCGUGGAGCCCCAGAUCGAGGGAGAUUAUCAGUGGUCUUGUAUGUCUUCCAUUUCCUAAUAAUUGCUCCCACAGUUGAUUUCUUCAAACCAAGCUGCUUACCUAUUGCAGAUUCAGUCUUCCCAGCCUGGUGCAGGUCUACAAUUUUGUUUCUGAUGUCCUUUGACAGCUCUUUGGUCUUGGCCAUAGUGGAGUUUGGAGUGUGACUGUUUGAGGUUGUGGACAGGUGUCUUUUAUACUGAUAACAAGUUCAAACAGGUGCCAUUAAUACAGGUAACGAGUGGAGGACAGAGGAGCCUCUUAAAGAAUAAGUUACAUGUCUGUGAGAGCCAGAAAUCUUGCUUGUUUGUAAGUGACCAAAUACUUAUUUUCCACCAUAAUUUGCAAAUAAAUUCAUUAAAAAUCCUACAAUGUGAUUUUCUGGAUUUUUUUCUUCUCAAUUUGUCUGUCAUAGUUGACGUGUACCUAUGAUGAAAAUUACAGGCCUCUCAUCUUUUUAAGUGGGAGAACUUGCACAAUUGGUGGCUGACUAAAUACUUUUUUCCCCCACUGUAUUCAGGAAAUCUUCUUCACAGCGUUGGUGCUGUCAUGUUGGGGCGGCAGGUAGCUUAGUGGGUAAGAGCGUUGUGCCAGUAACUGAAACGUCGCUGGUUCUAAUCCCCGAGCCGACUAGGUGAAAAAUCUGUCGAUGUGCCCUUAAGCAAGGCACUUAACCCUAAUUGCUCCUGUAAGUCGCUCUGGAUAAGAGCGUCUGCUAAAUGACUAAAAUGUAAAAUGUAAAUGUAAAUGUUAAAUGUACACUUUCAAAUAAUUUCCACUCAUUUGGGAUUUAGGCAUAUAGCUGGAUCUACACGUCGAUGUACAGUGCCCUCUGUAAUUAUUGUGACAGUGAUACAUGUUUGGUUGUUUUGGCUCUGUACUGCAGCACUUUCGAUUAUAAAUGAUAUAAUGACUGUGAGGUUAAAGUGCAGACAGUCAGCUUUAAUGUGGUCCUCUGUAGCUCAGCUGGUAGAGCACGGCGCUUGUAAUGCCAAGGUAGUGGGUUCGAUCCCCGGGACCACCCAUACACAAAAAAUGUAUGCACGCAUGACUGUAAGUCGCUUUGGAUAAAAGCGUCUGCUAAAUGGCAUAUUAUUAUAUUAUUAUUAUUAUUAAUUAGAGGGUAUUUUCAUCCAUACCGGGUGAACUGUUUAGGAAUUUAGGAAAACACUUUUUGUACAUAGGCCCCCCGUUUUAGGGGACCAAAGGUAUUAGGGCAAAUUAACUUAAACACUACAGUGAGGGGAAAAAGUAUUUGAUCCCCUGCUGAUUUUGUACGUGUGCCCACUGACAAAGAAAUGAUCAGUCUAUAAAUACUUAUUUACCUCAUUAAAAUGCAAAUCAAUUUAUAACAUUUUUGACAUGCGUUUUUCUGGAUGUUUUUGUUGUUAUUCUGUCUCUCAUUGUUCAAAUAAACCUACCAUUAAAAUUAUAGACUGAUCAUUUCUUUGUCAGUGGGCAAACGUACAAAAUCAGCAGGGGAUCAAAUACUUUUUCCCUCACUGUAUAUGUAUUAAAGUAGUCAAAAGUGUAUUAUUUGGUCCCAAAUUCCUAGCACGCAAUGAUUACACCAAGCUUUUGACUACAAACUUGUUGGAUGCAUUUGCUGUUUGUUUUGGUUGUGUUUCAGACAAUUUUGUGGCCAAUAGAAAUGAAUGGUAAAUAAUGUAUUGUGAUAUUUGGAGUCACUUUUAUUGUAAAUUAGAAUAGAAUAUGUUUCUUAACACUUCUACAUUAAUGUGGAUGCUACCAUGAUUACAGAUAGUCCUGAAUGAAUUGUGAAUAAUGACAAGUCAAAGUUAGACACAGAAAUAUCAUACACCCAAGACAUGCUAACCACUCACCAUUACAUUAAUAAUAUAAUAUAAUAUGCCAUUUAGCAGACACUUUUAUCCAAAGCGACUUACAGUCAUGCGUGCAUACAUUUUUGUGUAUGGGUGGUCCUGGGGGUCGAACCCACUACCUUGGCGUUAUAAGCGCCGUGCUCUACCAGCUCUACCAAAGGGAGGUUAGCCUUUUUGGGGGGUAUGAUAUUUGUGUGUCUAUCUUUCUCACUCAUCAUUAUUCACGAUUCAUUCAGGAAUAUCUGUAAUCAUGGUAGCAUCCACAUGAAUGUAGAAGUGUUUAGAAAUAUAUUCUUAUUUACAAUAAAAGUGACUCUAAAAUGACAGUACAUUAUUUACCAUUUGUAUUUAUUUACUUUUGUAUUUGUAUUUAUUAGGGAAUCACAUUAGCUGUUGCCAAGGCAGCAGCUCCUUUUCCUGGGGUCCAAACACAUUAAGGCACAUUCCAUAUAAAAUAGACUUUAGACUACUUUAAUACACAUAUAAGUGAAUUUGUCCCAAUACUUUUGAUCCCCUAAAAUGGGGGACUAUGUACAAAAAGUGCUGUAAUUUCUAAACCGUUCACCCGAUAUGGAUGAAAAUACCCUCAAAUUAAAGCUGAUAGUCUGCCCUAUUCAAAUCCAAAGUGCUGGAGUACAGAGCAAAAAGACGAAAAGAUGCUUCAUUGUCCCAAUAAUUACGGAGGGCACUGUAUUCACGUAUGAAUGUAAGUCGCUUUGGAUAAAAGCUUCUGCUAAAUGACAUAUUAUUAUAUAUAUUGUAUAUUACAUUGGGACAUGGUUGUAUCUUGACAUAUUACUCUACUUUUGAGGCCUGAAAAAAUCGGACAAAAUUUUAUUUUAUGACUUGAACAAUGUCAGUGCAGUGAAAUGGCGCUCGUAUGAGUUAGAUUAGUUUCAAAAACCAAGCAUGCAGGUGCCACGUAACACACAGAUAAUGUUGCACGCAUUAAAUCUAGUUUUGACAUUAUUUUAACUCCAUAUAGUUGUACAAUGCGAUGAGAUGCCACUUUUCUUGCUGGCUUAAGCGAUGCAUGUAUGCCUGGGUAAACCUAACGGUACUGACAGUGGUGAUGGCUCACUCUGCAUGCUGCUCCAUCCUCAGCUGAUGGCUCACUCUGCAUGCUGCUCCAUCCUCAGCUGAUGGCUCACUCUGCAUGCUGCUCCAUCCUCAGCUGAUGGCUCACUCUGCAUGCUGCUCCAUCCUCAGCUGAUGGCUCACUCUGCAUGCUGCUCCAUCCUCAGCUGAUGGCUCACUCUGCAUGCUGCUCCAUCCUCAGCUGAUGGCUCACUCUGCAUGCUGCUCCAUCCUCAGCUGAUGGCUCACUCUGCAUGCUGCUCCAUCCUCAGCUGAUGGCUCACUCUGCAUGCUGCUCCAUCCUCAUCUGAUGGCUCACUCUGCAUGCUGCUCCAUCCUCAGCUGAUGGCUCACUCUGCAUGCUGCUCCAUCCUCAGCUGAUGGCUCACUCUGCAUGCUGCUCCAUCCUCAGCUGAUGGCUCACUCUGCAUGCUGCUCCAUCCUCAGCUGAUGGCUCACUCUGCAUGCUGCUCCAUCCUCAUCUGAUGGCUCACUCUGCAUGCUGCUCCAUCCUCAGCUGAUGGCUCACUCUGCAUGCUGCUCCAUCCUCAGCUGAUGGCUCACUCUGCAUGCUGCUCCAUCCUCAUCUGAUGGCUCACUCUGCAUGCUGCUCCAUCCUCAUCUGAUGGCUCACUCUGCAUGCUGCUCCAUCCUCAGCUGAUGGCUCACUCUGCAUGCUGCUCCAUCCUCAUCUGAUGGCUCACUCUGCAUGCUGCUCCAUCCUCAUCUGAUGGCUCACUCUGCAUGCUGCUCCAUCCUCAGCUGAUGGCUCACUCUGCAUGCUGCUCCAUCCUCAUCUGAUGGCUCACUCUGCAUGCUGCUCCAUCCUCAUCUGAUGGCUCACUCUGCAUGCUGCUCCAUCCUCAGCUGAUGGCUCACUCUGCAUGCUGCUCCAUCCUCAGAGGGGCUGGGCUGCACAGAGAGGGAGAGCAGGGAGAGAGAGCGGAGAGAGAGAGAGAGAGGCGUAUCUGCAGUAUUUUCGGGCUAGGCAACAAGCUUCUCUCUUUCUCCCUCCCCUGGUGAAAGAGAUGAAGAUGAAUAAUAUAAUUCUAGUGAAGGACUGGAAGGAUUAUCUGCUAUAUACAGGAAGGGCUUAAAGCCAUGCGCGAGCUGCAGCAAAGCCCCUGGCAUUGAGACCAAGAAUAUCGCCUCGCCUGGCUACUCAAGGAGGCAGACAUCUUUUUGACCGGCUGGGCUCCCAAUAAGUCCACACGUAGCUAGACAUUUUCUGUCUGUUCCUACCACCUCUCUCACCAUCUUUUAUCUUCCACAGGGAAAUGCCACGCUCCAUCUCUACCCCCAUUUCCGACCACUCCUGGAGUUUAAAGGUAGGGUUUCCCCUGUCAUCGGAAAUACUUUCCAGUGUACGAGUCUGUUUGUGGCACCAUUAAUGUUUUUCUCUUGCGCAAGUAAUUACAGAGUAAAAUUGAUUGCCGUCUAACUUCCACAGCUUUAUAUUGGGCCUAUUUCACUGUUUUAUGCUGUAUUCCUAUUUUGAACCACCCAUUGUCAUUUUCACAGUGGCAGGAAAGUCUGCCCACCUGUAACUUAAUGACACAUUUGUGUGUUCCUGUCCAUUAUUCUUAUGGGAAGCACAUUUUGUUGCACCUCAGAACCACCUAAAAGUGUUUGCACCUGUUUGUAAAUACAGACCAUUUCACAGGAAACUGUUUUAAUUCCCUGUAAUUAAUGCACACUUUACACUGCUGCAAAGGCGUAAAGGAACAGUGCAGUUAAAAUAUGAUUUUCCUGUGAUAUAAAAAAAAAUAUAUAUAUAUAUAUAUAUAUUUAUUAUUAUUAUUUUUUUCCACACUGAGGUUGGAAUAAUACUAUGAAAUUGUGAAAAUUAUGAUAAUGCACUUUUAGUGUAAGCGCUGUUUGAAAAGACAUGUCAGCUUCCUUUUCACUCUGUCAGGCGGUAUAUGUUUUUAAUAGACCAAUAACAAACAACAGCUAGUUUUCAGGUUACACAUCCCUCCCAUUAGGCUCCUCCAAUUAGGCCCCCCUCUCACUCAGACCACUCCCAGACAGUCCUAGCUAAAUUCUUGCUUGAGAAAUUGCAUUUAGCAAAGAAGCUAUUUUUGUUUCUUUUUGACCAUUUUAAUUGAAGAAAAUGGCUACAUUGGACCUUUUUAAAGUUGUAAAUCUGACCCAAGUGACUUUGUCCACGGUAUCAGAACAUUGCAUCAAAUCUACUUGGAAUGCAUUGAUUUCUUAUUGAAGUAUUGGUUCAAACAUGACCAGUGUAACCUACUGCUGCUUGGUUCCCUCCAUAGGGUGUGUCUGUCUGAUAGGCGCUAGAGCUUAUAGGUCGUUGGUCUUGAUGACUAACGCUCAAUUCUGAGUCAUCAAGUCUGGUUGCGUCUCAGAUGUCUAAAUAGUGCACACUACGAUGAGAGCCCUGUUCCCUAUAUAGUAAACGAUUUGACCAGAGCCGUUUGGGCUCUGGUCAGAAGUAGUGCACUUUAUAGGGAAUAGGGUGCCAUUUGGUAUGCACUAUAUAGGGAAUAGGGUGCCAUUUGGUACGCACAAUAUAGGGAAUAGGGUGCCAUUUGGUACGCACAAUAUAGGGAAUAGGGUGCCAUUUGGUACGCACUAUAUAGGGAAUAGGGUGCCAUUUGGUACGCACUAAAAUAGGGAAUAGGGUGCCAUUUGGUACGCACUAUAUAGGGAAUAGGGUGCCAUUUGGUAUGCGCACUCUGAAUAUAUCAGGGUUGUUUACCACUUCAUCUGUGCUGCAGACUCUGUGUGGUUGCUUUUCACUGUCAUUUAUAUCUUGGAAGAUGGAGGUGAAACUGGGAUUACAUAGGACCGUCAGACUAUAGAGUAGCGGCAGUAGGUUGGAUCUCCAAUGUGGUGGCUACUAGGUAGCUGCUAAUAAUAAUGUAGAUACGGUUUUGGAGGGUGUGCCCAAGGUGUCUCAGCCCAGGGGAGGGCUGUGCAGUGCGGCUCAGUGUGUCUCCACAUUGACAGUGAGAUGUGUACAGAGAGAGAGCGAGAUAGAGAGGGUUCACAGAGUGCAGAGUGCACACUACUGUACGGAGCUGUAAGUCACACGCCCCAUCGACGGCAAUGCGGUGGAGUCAGGAGGAGGAGCAGCUGAGAAAUGUCACGGCCAUUAGAGAUGGAGCAGCCAAGGCACCAGCAGCAGCCAAUGCCACUGACUGAGGAGCCACAGGCCGCCCGCCGGCGCUGAAGAAUCAUCAUGGAUCUGUCCUGGAUACAGCUAGCUAUUUAUCUUCACAUCACCACCGACGCCAACGCCGCUCUCCAAAGACAUGUUGAGAUGUUAUUAGGCGGCGGAGGAUGACUCAUCGAAACGCUGUUUGAUAUCUGUCUUCCGUGAGAUUAUUGCCAUUUGUUUGCUGGUUUAUACUUGUCUUUCAAGACUAAUUUCUCUAUUUGCUUGACACUCUUGUCAGAACAAGUGUGUACUCCUGAGGAACAGGUGUUUAAUCAAGUAAUACGUUUAGUAUCAUUUCCAUAGUGUUGGAACAGCAGUCUUUAAUCAAUCUCUUGUUAAGAGGUUACGUUCAGAUCUCAAAUUUGAUGUACAGCAUCAAAAUGUCAAGUCAAGUUAUCCGUUUUGACAGCCGUCAGUUUGGUCCAACUCUGGUUAGGUAUACUAUACUACAGUACUUGAGUUUGCCUGGAUUGGGUUUAACACAGUUGGGCCAUAUGUAUCAAACAAGGAUCAGCGCCCCCUGUCCCUAUAAUCUUAUUCAUUGUGACCUAAAAGGCAAAACUGAUCCUAAAUCGGCACUCCUACUUCGAGACGCUUGAUAUAAACGCCCCCUGCCCUGUGCUGCCCCUCAGGGUCACAUUUUCUUGCAGUGAAGCAGCAUUUUUUGCAGCCUUUGACCUUAUCCUGGUGCACUGGAUAUGCUGGAUAUCUAUCCCUCUCUGUCUGAGGUGGCAAGCUCAGCGCUAACAGGGCCAGAAUAGAAUAUCACUCUCUUUACCUUUUCACCUUUCAAGAAGCUUAUUGGGGCCUCUUGCAAUUAAGGAAUCUAUUCCAUACUGGGGCAGCAUGUCUGUAUCUAAUCUAUCUGAUUGGCUAUUUUUAGGUGUUCUUCUUCUUGCAUACUGACAACGGUAGUAGCACAAGUUGUCUCCUGUCUGUUAACCCCUAUAGGAGCGGACACAGGAGUCUGUGCUGCACGCUUAAUGUCUUAUAACUGGACCCAACUGGAGCGCAGUAAUGGGCGCUGGACCUCGUUAACUGUGUUUGACAUGCCCCUCUGUUUUGCCGUGAAAGGGACCUUGUCCUUGAGUCUUGGUUGUGUUGUGAUUGGAGACAGGGCUGUGUGGGUGGAAAUCUAUGGAGACAUCUCAUCUUGUCUCGAGCCGCUGGGGAGAUUGACGCAUUAGGGGAGCGAGCACCGAGCAGCCAUGUUGAUGUAGGAGAAUGUUGGGAAUGUGCACCAACAGCAAGAGCAGCACAAGGCUGUGAUUUAUACUGGCUGGUAACACCUGCCUCUCGCAAUGAAAAAGCCCCAGUGUCAUCCCAAGUGGGGGAGGAAGGUGGGUAUGUGUCUCAACAGUCAUCCUGUUCUGAUUCUGAGGGAAGGGGUUGGGGGAGGGUCAGUCAUAGCUACAGUACAUGGUGUAUGUGUCAUGUCACUGUGCGUUGCUUCACAGUCGUUCUUCACUGGCUAGCUUUAUGUCUCACUCCCUUCUGUAAAGCUGCCAGUUGAAGAGCUGUUGUGGGUAACACUUACUACAGGCCUCUCUGCAGAUGGGGAUUGUAAGGCAUAAUUCAGACCUUACGAGUCAAAUUGAGGGUUGAUCUCUGAGGGCAUGUUUUGUUUUUGCCUGAGGAGAGGGUUUUUAGUGAAGUAGCCUACUGCACUGUAAAACAAUGUGUACUACUAGCUCUGGAUCCAAUCAAAAGGUUAUUGAAAUUGUUUACAAAUGGUUAAUCCUAAUUGUUACUGCAGGUGUAUCCAAAACCGUUUAGUAAUUUUUUUUUUAGAAUAGACAGUUCUUGCAGACUAGCACCGCGGGCAGCAUCCUCAGCUUUCCAAGUAUUGAUCGCACUGCAGCUUUAUGGGCAACAAAUUAAACAGACUGGUGCUGACAGCCUUCAGCGGGACUCCACUUCUUAUUGAUCACCCACAAGUUCUCCAGAAAGGGCCACACUUUAGUCCAGCUUACUUUACUGUAUGUGCCUUCAGAAAGUAUUCACACCCUUUGACUUUUUCCACAUAUUGUUGUGUUACAGACUGAAUUUAAAAUGGAUUAUAUUGAGAUUUUUUGUCACUGGUCUACACACAAUACCCCAUAAUGUCAAAGUGGAAUUAUGUUUUUAAACAUUUUUACAAAUUAAUUACAAAUGAAAAGUUUAAUCUUGAGUCAAUAAGUAUUCAACCCCUUUGUUAUUGGCAAGCCUAAAUAAGUUAGGAGUAAAAAUGUGAUUAACAAGUCACAUAAUAAGUUGCAUGAACUCAUUCUGUGUGUAAUAAUAAUGUUUAACAUGAUUUUUGAAUGACUACCUCAUCUCUGUACCCCACAUGUAUAAUUAUCUAUAAGGUCCCUUAGUCAAGCAGUGAAUUUCAAACACAGAUUCAACCGCAAAGACCAGGGAAGUUUUCCAAGGUCUCGUAAAGAAGGCCAACCAUUGGUAGAUGGGUCAAAAAUAAAAAGCAGACAUUGAAUAUCCAUUUGAGCAUGGUAUAGUUAUUAAUUACAAUUUGGAUGGUGUAUCAAUAAAUCCAGUCACUACAAAGAUACAGGCGUUCUUCCUAACUCAGUUGCCGGAGAGGAUGGAAACCGCUCAGGGAUUUCACCAGGAGGCCAAUGGUGACUUUAAAACAGUUACAGAGUUUAAUGGCUGUGAUAGGAGAAAACUGAGGAUGGAUCAACAACUUUGUAGUUACUCCACAAUACUAACCUAAUUGACAGAGUGAAAAGAAGGAAGCCUGUACAGAAUAAUAAAUAUUCCAAAACAUGCAUCAUGGCAAAGCAAUUAACUUUUUGUCUUGAAUACAAAGUGUUAUGUUUGGGGCAAAUACAACACAUUACUGAGUACCACUCACUAUUUUCAAGCAUAGUGGUGGCUGCAUCAUGUUAUGGGUAUGCUUGUAAUCGUUAAGGACUGGGGAGUUCAGGAUUAAAAAGAAACAGAAUGGAAAUAAGCACAGGCAAAAUCCUAGAGGAAAGACUGAACCAGGUUGCUUUCGACCAGACACUGGGAGAUGAAUUCACCUCUCAACAGGACAAUAACCUGAAACAUAAGGCCAAAUCUACACUGGAGUUGCUUACCAAGAAGACAGUGAAUGUUCCUGAGUGGCCGAGUUACAUUUUUGACUUAAAUCUACUUGAAAAUCUAUGGCAAGACCUGAAAUUGGUUGUCUAGCAAUGAUCAACAACCAAUUUGACAGAGCUUGAAGAAUUUGUUAAAGAUUAAUGGACAAAUGUUGCACAAUCCAGGUGUGGAAAGCUCUUAGACUUACCCAGAAAGACUCACAGCUGUAAUCGCUGCCAAAGGUGCUUCCACAAAGUAUUGACUCAGGGAAUACUUAUGUAAAUGAGAUAUUUAUGUAUUUCAUUUUCAAUACAUUUGCAAACAUAAAAAAAUAAAAUAAAAAAAUCAGUUUGUCAUUAUGGGGUAUUGUGUGUAGAUGGGUGAGAAUUUUUAAAUAUUUAAUCCAUUUUGAAUUCAGGCUGUAACACAACAAAAUGUGGAAUAAGUCAAAGGGUGUGAAUACUUUCUGAAGGCACUGUAUGCACACAGCCAGUCCCAAUUCACUCCUUACCUCUUCCUCUUGGCCCCUUCAAUGUUUGCAGAUCUGUAAUGUGGAAGCAAUAUGGUGGAAGCUCCACCACUACACUGCUUACACCUAUCCAGACCUUACAGAUCUGACAAAGGUAAAGGGUUAGGGCAUAGGGGGAGGGAUAAGGAGCAAAUUGGGGCCAUGCUGACUUUGUUGUGUUGUAGGUGUUACGGACUAUCUGUCGGCUGAGAUCUCCACCUCCAAGCAGAAGAAGUUUAGCCUGGUGACGUUCGUGGACACACCGGGCCUGGUGGAUGGGGACAUGGUCUAUCCCUUUGAUGUCAACCGCGCUAUCACGUCGUUUGGUAUGACUCAUUCCCUUCGCUGGUGUGGCUUGACAUACAGUAUACGCACACAUGCACACACACACACCCUGAUCCCGUCACAUAGGCAGGACUGCAUCACCUUGUGUAAUCAUUAUGGUAUGUUGGUGGGUGGGGGAGGAUGGGAUAUCACAAAGAGGAUAUAUUUUGUAUCACUCUAAUGCCUAGUCACUUUACUCUGCCUUCAUGUACAUAUCUACCUCAAAUACCUCCUACCUCUGCACAUUGAUCUGGUACUGGUACUCUGUAUAGAGCUCCAUUUUUGUAUUUUAUUUUAUUCCUCUUGUGUUGCUAUUGUUGGGAAGGGCUCGUAAGCAAGCAUUUCAAGGUAAAGUCUACACCCAGUUGUAUUCGGCGCAUGUGACAAUUUUAUUUUUAAAUAAAAACAUUCUACAUGGGGGUGCCUCUUUCCAGGGGAGCAGGCGGACCUGGUCUUUGUGUUCUUUGACCCCAUGGGCCAGGCGCUGUGCAAGCGCACGCUCAACAUUGUGGAGAAGCUGAGCGAUAAGGUUGCGGACAAGCUGCGCUUCUACCUCAGCAAGGCAGAUGAAGCCGGGAGGGAGACGGACAGACAGGUCAGUUACUCUUCGACGAUGCACUGUCCAUUUAACCUCCAUCUAGAUCCCUCUGCUGUCCGUGCAGUGACUGGAUCAAUGUCUGUAGAGAAAAAUGUGUGUUCAUUUAUGCUAGUUGGUUCAGAAUGGAUUAGAUUUUGAAGCACAUUAUGGCAGUUGCUGUGUUGUAUAACAAUUGUAUUACAUGUACUUUUAUUAUCACAUCAUAAUUAAGCAAUAAAGCCAGAGGAGUGUGGUAUAUGGCCAAUAUACCACGGCUAAGGGCUGUGGUAUACGUGGUGUGACUGGACAACGCGGAGUGCCUGCACAUAGCCCUUAGCCGUAGUAUAUUGGCCAUAUAUCUCAACCCCCUGAGGAACAGUAAAAAUACAUGUUUUGUAUACCCGAUCUGAUACAGUGCAUUCAGAAAGUAUUCACACCCCUUCCCUUUUGUUACGUUACAGCAUUAUUCUAGAAUGUAUUAAAUAAAUAUGUUUCCUCAUCAAUCUACACACAAUACCCCAUAAUGACAAAGCCAAAACAGGUUUGUAGAAAUGUUUGCAAAUGUAUUAAAAAUAAAAAACAGAUUCGGACCCUUUGCUAUGAGACUCGAAAUUGAGCUCAGGUGCAUCCUGUUUCCAUUGAUCAUCCUUGAGAUGUUUCUACAACUUGAUUGGAGUUCACCUGUGGUAAAUUCAAUUGUUUGGACAUUAUUUGCAAAGGCACACACCUGUCUAUAUAAGUUCCCACAGUUGACAGUGCAUGUCAAAGCAAAAACCAAGCCAUGAGGUCGAAGGAACUGUCCGUAGAGGUCCGAGACAGGAUUAUGUCGAGACACAGAUCUGGGGAAGGGUACCGAACAUUUCUGCAGCAUUGAAGGUCCCCAAGAACACAGUGGCCUCCAUCAUUCUUAAAUGGAAGAAGUUUGGAACUACCAAGAUCUUCCUAGAGCUGGCCGCCCGGCCAAACUGAGCAAUCGGGGGAGAAGGGCCUUGGUCAGGGAGGUGACCAAGAGCACGAUGGUCACUCUGACAAAGUUCCUCUGUGGAGAUGGGAAAACCUUCCAGAAGGACAACGAUCUCUGCAGCACUCCACCAAUCAGGCCUUUAUGGUAGAGUGGCCAGACGGAAGCAACUCCUCAGUAAAAGGCACAUGAUAGCCCGUUUGGAGUUGCCAAAAGGCACCUGAAGGACUCUGAGAAACAAGAUUUUCUGGUCUGAUGUAACCAAGAUUGAACUCUUUGGCCUGAAUGCCAAGCGUCACGUCUGGAGGAAACCUAGCACCAUCCCUACGGUGAAGCAUGGUGGUGGCAGCAUCAUGCUGUGGAGAUGUUUUUCAGCGACAGGGACUGGGAGACUAGUCAGGAUCGAGGGAAAGAUGAACGGAGCAAAGUACAGAGAGAUCCUUGAUGAAAACCUGCUCCAGAGCGCUCAGGACCUCAGACUGGGGCGAAGGUUCACCUUCCAACAGGACAACGACCCUAAGCACACAGCCAAGACAAUGCAGGAAUGGCUUCGGGACAAGUCUCUGAAUGUCGAGUGGCCCAGCCAGAGCUCGGACUUGAACCGGAUCGAUCAUCUCUGGAGAGACCUGAAAAUAGCUGUGCAGUGAAGCUCCCCAUCCAACCUGACAGAGCUUGAGAGGAUCUGCAGAGAAGAAUUGGAGAAACUCCCCAAAUACAGGUGUGCCAAGCUUGUAGCGUCAUACCCAAGAAGACUCGAGGCUGUAAUCGCUGCCUAAGGUGCUUCAACAAAGUGCUGAAUAAAGGGUCUGAAUACUUAUGUAAGUGGGAUAUUUCAGUUUUUGCUUUGUCAUUAUGGGGUAUUGUAUGUAGAUUGAUGAGGGAAAGAGUCAAGGGGUCUGAAUACUUUCCGAAUGCACUGUAUACCACGGCUGUCAGCCAAGCAGCAUUCAGGGCUCAAAUCAACCAGCUUAUGUAUUAUAGCACAUGUUAUUUCCCCAAGCUUAGAAUAUUGCAUACAUGGAAUACCUAGAAUACCUUUCCUGUUUAAUUUGUUGUUUUCCCAUGAACAGCGUGUCAUGAUGCAGAUAGUUCAGGAACUGUGUCGCCGACCAGGGCUGAACAAGUGUGGCUUUGAGAUGCCCACCAUAUACAUCCCCAACCCCCAGAAGGUAAGACAUCAUGGACUUAGGCUAGACAAGUCUAUCCAGAGACCUCGUCCAAUAUAGAAGACCCUAGUCCAGAUAAUCAGGGCUGGCAACAUUCUAAAAAUCUCUGCACAAAGUCACAAAUAUAGGUUGAAAAGCAUUCUCAAAGCAUUUCCUGAUAAUUCAAUGUGUAUGUACAAUGAGAACAAAAUGUCUUGGGGUUUUUUCACAGGAUAUUUAGGCCCACCCACCGUACCGCCCUCUGUCCCUGUUUGGCUUGCCUCACAGUUAAUGUGACAGUCAUUCAAGUAGUAUUUUUAUACAUCUCUACUGAACUUAUAAUUAAUAGGGUAUUUAGGAUAGAUAUGAGGCUUUUAUGUGCAAAAUAAUUAUAUUUUGAAACCAUGUGAACAGUGGACGAAUGAGAAAAAAAAUAUUAAACCCAUGACACUGUCCUCUGGAGGGAGGCUAUGGAGUUGUUUCAGAACAUUUCCGUCAAGUGUAGCCUACUCCCUGUAAUCGAUCUUCAGCUGUUGAACAUCGUUGGGUUAGGUCUGGAUUUUAGGCACUCCCAAUCAGGAGAUCUGAUGGCUGUGGAUCGCUGAGAACAGGAUGAAUCACUUUUAUUAUGACAGCUGGGAGAGUUAUAUGCCGUCUCAGGGGGACUAGGUGUUGUAAACCACCGGGCCUGAUCAGCCACCUUUAGCAGCCUCAGGCCUGAGUGAUCGCUCCCUCAUCCGGUGAUCAAUGGUUGUGAGGCUGUGCGAUGGAUGGUUGGUGGAUUUAUACAUUCGUCCUGCACCAAUUAAUUUCCGCUGAGAGAGGGAGGCCCCACUAUACCAGAAAGUACACAAGGCGUGCCGGAGUCAGUGGUCUAAGCUCCUUUUAAAACGUUUUUUUACUCAGGCCUGAGGCUGCUAAAGGUAGCUGAUCAGGCCCGGGGGUUUACAACCCCUAGUCCCCCCCCUGGUUGCUUUUCCUUCACUCUGCGGUCCAACUCAUCCCAAACCAUCUCAAUUGGGUUGAAGUCGGGUGAUUAUGGAGGCCAGGUCAUCUGAUGCAGCACUCCAUGGCACUCCUUCUUGGUUAAAUAACCCAUACACAGCCUGGAGGUGUGUUGGGUCAUUGUCCUGUUGAAAAACAAAUGAUAGUCCCACUAAGCGCAAACUAGAUGGGAUGGCGUAUCGCUGCAGAAUGCUGUGGUAGCCAUGCUGGUUAAGUGUGCCUUGAAUUCUAAAUAAAUCACUGACAGUUUCACCAGCAAAGCACCUCCACACCUCCUCCUCCAUGCUUCACGGUGGGACCCACACAUGCGGAGAUCAUCCGUUCACCUACUCUGCGUCUCAUCACAAAGACACGGCAGUUGGAACCAAAAAUCUCACAUUUGGUCGUGUUUCUUGGCACAAGCAGGUCUCUUCUUCUUAUUGGUGUACUUUAGUAGUGGUUUCUUUGUAGCAAUUCGACCAUGAAGGCCUGAUUCACGCAGUCUCCUCUGAACAGUUGAUGUUGAGAUGUGUCUGUUACUUGAACUCUGUGAAGCAUUUAUUUGGCCUGCAAUUUAUGAGGCUGGUAACUCUAAUUAACUUGUCCUCUGCAGCAGAGGUAACUCUGGGUCUUCCUUUCCUGUGGUGGUCCUCAUGAGAGCCAGUUUCAUCAUAGCGCUUGAUGGUUUUUGCAACUGCACUUGAAGAAACGUUCAAAGUUCUUGAAAAUUUCAGUUUUGACUGUCCAUCAUGUCUUAAAGUAAUGGUGGGCUGUUGUUUCGCUUUGCUUAUUUGAGCUGUUCUUGCCAUAAUAUGGACUUGGUAUCUUACCAAAUAGGGCUAUCUUCUGUAUACCACCCCACCUUGUCACAACACAACUGAUUGGUUGAAACGCAUUAAGAAGGAAAGAAAUUCCACAAAUUUACUUUUAACAAGGCACACCUGUUAAUUGAAAUGCAUUCCAGGUGACUACCUCCAUGAAGUUGGUUGAGAGAAUGCCAAGAGUGUGCAAAGCUGUCAUCAAGGCAAAGGGUGGCUACUUUGAAGAAUCUCAAAUAUAAAAUAUAUUUUGAUUUGUUUAACACUUUUUGGUUUACUACAUGAUUCCAUAUGUGUUAUUUCAUAGUUUUGAUGUCUUCACUAUUAUUCUACAAUAUAGAAAAUAGUAAAAAUAAAGAAAAACACUUGAAUGAGUAGGUGUGUCCAAACUUAUGACUGGUACUGUAUGUGUAUAUAAACUCAGCAAAAAAAGAAAUGUCCUCACUGUCAACUGCGUUUAUUUUCAGCAAACUUAACAUGUGUAAACAUUUGUAUGAACAUAACAAGAUUCAACAACUGAGACAUAAACUGAACAAGUUCCACAGACAUGUGACUAACAGAAAUGGAAUAAUGUGUGCCUGAAGAAAGGGGGGGUCAAAAGUAACAGUCAGUAUCUGGAGUGGCCACCAGCUGCAUUAAGGACUGCAAUGCAUCUCCUCCUCAUGGACUGCACCAGAUUUGCCAGUUCUUGCUGUGAGAUGUUACCCCACUCUUCCACCAAGGCACCUGCAAGUUCCCAGACAUUUCUGGGGGGAAUGGCCCUAGCCCUCACCCUCCGAUCCAACAGGUCCCAGACGUGCUCAAUGGGAUUGAGAUCCGGGCUCUUCGCUGGCCAUGGCAGAACACUGACAUUCCUGUCUUGCAGGAAAUCACGCACAGAACGAGCAGUAUGGCUGGUGGCAUUGUCAUGCUGGAGGGUCAUGUCAGGAUGAGCCUGCGGGAAGGGUACCACAUGAGGGAGGAGGAUGUCUUCCCUGUAACGCACAGCGUUGAGAUUGCCUGCAAUGACAACAAGCUCAGUCCGAUGAUGCUGUGACACACCGCCCCAGACCGUGACGGACCCUCCACCUCCAAAUCGAUCCGCUUCAGAGUACAGGCCUCGAUGUAACGCUCAUUCCUUCGACGAUCAACGCGAAUCCGUCCAUCACCCCUGGUGAGACAAAAUCGUCAGUGAAGAGCACUUUUUGCCAGUCCUGUCUGGUCCAGCGAUGGUGGGUUUUGUGCCCAUAGGCGACGUUGUUGCCGGUGAUGUCUGGUGAGGACCUGCCUUACAACAGGCCUACAAGCCUUCAGUCCAGCCCCUCUCAGCCUAUUGCGGACAGUCUGAGCACUGAUGGAGGGAUUGUGUGUUCCUGGUGUAACUCGGGCAGUUGUUGUUGCCAUCCUGUACCUGUCCCGCAGGUGUGAUGUUCGGAUGUACCGAUCCUGUGCAGUUGUUGUGACACGUGGUCUGCCACUGCGAGGACAGUCAGCUGUCCGUCCUGUCUCUCUGUAGCGCUGUCUUAGUCGUCUCACAGUACGGACAUUGCAAUUUAUUGCCCUGGCCACAUCUGCAGUCCUCAUGCCUCCUUGCAGCAUGCCUAAGGCACGUUCACGCAGAUGAGCAGGGACCCUGGGCAUCUUUCUUUUGGUGUUUUUCAGAGUCAGUAGAAAGGCCUCUUUAGUGUCUUAAGUUUUCAUAACUGUGACCUUAAUUGCCUACCGUCUGUAAGCUGUUAGUGUCUUAACGACCGUUCCACAGGUGCAUGUUCAUUAAUUGUGUAUGGUUAAUUGAACAAGCAUGGGAAACAGUGUUUAAACCCCUUAUAAUGAAGAUAUUUUGAUUUUUACAAAUUAUCUUUGAAAGACAGGGUCCUGAAAAAGGGACGUUUCUUUUUUUGCUGAGUGUUUAUAUAUACACUGCUCAAAAAAAUAAAGGGAACACUUAAACAACACAAUGUAACUCCAAGUCAAUCACACUUCUGUGAAAUCAAACUGUCCACUUAGGAAGCAACACUGAUUGACAAUACAUUUCACAUGCUGUUGUGCAAAUGGAAUAGACAACAGGUGGAAAUUAUAGGCAAUUUGCAAGACACCCCCAAUAAAGGACUGGUUUUGCAGGUGGUGACCACAGACCACUUCUCAGUUCCAAUGCUUCCUGGCUGAUGUUUUGGUCACUUUUGAAUGCUGGCGGUGCUUUCACUCUAGUGGUAGCAUGAGAUGGAGUCUACAACCCACACAAGUGGCUCAGGUAGUGCAGCUCAUCCAGGAUGGCACAUCAAUGCGAGCUGUGGCAAGAAGGUUUGCUGUGUCUGUCAGCGUAGUGUCCAGAGCAUGGAGGCGCUACCAGGAGACAGGCCAGUACAUCAGGAGACGUGGAGGAGGCCGUAGGAGGGCAACAACCCAGCAGCAGGACUGCUACCUCCACCUUUGUGCAAGGAGGAGCAGGAGGAGCACUGCCAGAGCCCUGCAAAAUGACCUCCAGCAGGCCACAAAUGUGCAUGUGUCUGCUCAAACGGUCAGAAACAGACUCCAUGAGGGUGGUAUGAGGGCCCGACGUCCACAGGUGGGGGUUGUGCUUACAGCCCAACACCGUGCAGGACGUUUGGCAUUUGCCAGAGAACACCAAGAUUGGCAAAUUCACCACUGGCGCCCUGUGCUCUUCACAGAUGAAAGCAGGUUCACACUGAGCACGUGACAGACGUGACAGAGUCUGGAGACGCCGUGGAGAACGUUCUGCUGCCUGCAACAUCCACCAGCAUGACCGGUUUGGCGGUGGGUUAGUCAUGGUGUGGGGUGGCAUUUCUUUGGGGGGCCACACAGCCCUCCAUGUGCUCGCCAGAGGUAGCCUGACUGCCAUUAGGUACCGAGAUGAGAUUCUCAGACCCCUUGUGAGACCAUAUGCUAGUGCGGUUGGCCCUGGGUUCCUCCUAAUGCAAGACAAUGCUAGACCUCAUGUGGCUGGAGUGUGUCAGCAGUUCCUGCAAGAGGAAGGCAUUGAUGCAAUGGACUGGCCCGCCCGUUCCCCAGACCUGAAUCCAAUUGAGCACAUCUGGGACAUCAUGUCUCGCUCCAUCCACCAACGCCACGUUGCACCACAGACUGUCCAGGAGUUGGCGGAUGCUUUAGUCCAGGUCUGGGAGGAGAUCCCUCAGGAGACCAUCCGCCACCUCAUCAGGAGCAUGCCCAGAGCAUGCCUACUGAGCCUCAUUUUGACUUGUUUUAAGGACAUUACAUCAAAGUUGGAUCAGCCUGUAGUGUGGUUUUCCACUUUAAAUUUGAGGGUGACUCCAAAUCCAGACCUCCAUGGGUUGAUAAAUUUGAUUUCCAUUGAUAAUUUUUGUGUGAUUUUGUUGUCAGCACAUUCAACUAUGUAAAGAAAAAAGUAUUUAAUAAGAUUAUUUCAUUCAUUCAGAUCUAGGAUGUGUUAUUUUAGUGUUCCCUUAAUUUUUUUGAGCAGUGUGUGUGUGUAUGUAUAUAUAUAUAUGUAUGUAUAUGUAUGUAUAUGUAUAUGUGUAUAUAUAUGUGUGUGUAUAUAUGUAUGUAUGUAUGUAUGUAUGUGUGUGUGUAUAUAUAUAUAUAUAUAUAUAUAUAUAUAUAUAUAUAUAUAUAUAUAUAUAUAUAUAUAUAUAUAUAUAUAUAUAUAUAUAUAUAUAUAUAUAUAUAGUUGAAGUCGGAAGUUUACAUACACUGGAGUCAUUAAAACCACUCCACAAAUUUCCUGUUAACAAACUAUAGUUUUGGAUAGUCGGUUAGGACAUCUACUUUGUGGAUGACACAAGUAAUUUUUCCAACAAUUGUUUACAGACAGAUUAUUUCACUGUAUCACAAUUCCAGUGGGUCAGAAGUUUACAUACACUAAGUUGACUGUGCCUUUAAACUGAAAAUGAUGUCAUGGCUUUAGAAGCUUCUGAUAGGCUAAUUGACAUAAUUUGAGUCAUUUGGAGGUGUACCUGUGGAUGUAUUUCAAGGCCUACCUUCAAACUCAGUGCCUCUUUGCUUGACAUCAUGGGAAAAUUAAAAUAAAUCAGCCAAGACCUCAGAAAAUAAAUUGUAGACCUCCACAAGUCUGGUUCAUUCUUGGGAGCAAUUUCCAAACGCCUGAAUGUACCACGUUCAUCUGUACAAACAAUAGUACGCAAGUAUAAACACCAUGGGACCACGCAGCCGUCAUACCGCUCAGGAAGGAGACGCGUUCUGUCUCCUAGAGAUGAACGUACUUUGGUGCGAAAAGUGCAAAUCAAUCCCAGAACAACAGCAAAGGACUUUGUGAAGAUGCUGGAGGAAACAGGUACAAAAGUAUCUAUAUCCACAGUAAAACGAGUCCUAUAUCGACAUAACCUGAAAGGCCGCUCAGCAAGGAAGAAGCCACUGCUCCAAAACCACCAUAAAAAAGCCAGAUUACAGUUUGCAACUGCACAUUGGGACAAAGAUCGUACUUUUUGGAGAAAUGUCAUCUGGUCUGAUGAAACAAAAAUAGAACCGUUUGGCCAUAAUGACCAUCGUUAUGUUUGGAGGAAAAAGGGUGUUGCUUGCAAGCCGAAGAACACCAUCCCAACCGUGAAGCACUGGGGUGGCAGCAUCAUGCUGUUGGGGUGCUUUACUGCAGGCAGGACUGGUGCACUUCAAAAAAUAGAUGGCAUCAUGAGGAAGGAAAAUUAUGUGGAUAUAUUGAAGCAACAUCUCAAGACAUCAGUCAGGAAGUUAAAGCUUGGUCGCAAAUGGGUCUUCAAAAUGGACAAUGACCCCAAGCAUACUUCAAAAGUUGUGGCAAAAUGGCUUAAGGACAACAAAGUCAAGGUAUUGGAGUGGCCAUCACAAAGCCCUGACCUCAAUCAGAGUCACAUUUGUGGGCAGAACUGAAAAGGCGUGUGCGAGCAAGGAAGCCUACAAACCUGACUCAGUUACACCAGCUCUGUCAGGAGGAAUGGGCCAAAAUUCACCCAAUUUAUUGUGGGAAGCUUGUGGAAGGCUACCCGAAACGUUUGACCCAAGUUAAACAAUUUAAAGGCAAUGAUACCAAAUACUAAUUGAGUGUAUAUAAACUUCUGACCCACUGGGAAUGUGAUGAAAGAAAUAAAAGUUGAAAUAAAUAAUUCUCUCUACUAUUAUUCUGACAUUUCACACUUAAAAUAAAGUGGUGAUCCUAGCUGACCUAAGACAGGGAAUCUUUACUAGGAUUAAAUGUCAGGAAUUGUGAAAAACUGAGUUUAAAUGUAUUUGGCUAAGGUGUAUGUAAACUUCUGACUUCAACUCUAAAUACUUUACACCACUGAGACCUAAUGUGUCCGAGAGGCCGAGCAGUUGCCAUACCAGGCGGUGAUGCAACCAUUCAGGAUGCUCUUGAUGGUGCAGCUGUAGAACUUUUUGAGGAUCUGGGGACACAUGCCAAAUCUUUUGUUUCCUGAGGGGCAAUAGGCGAGGUCGUGCCCUCUUCACGACUGUCUUGGUGUGUUUGGACCAUGAUCAAAAUGCCUCUAUAUUACUGCCAAAUCACUAUUCCAACAAAGUCUGGCCAAUACACUCAACUUUCAUAGAGUGUCAUAACCACUGUCAAUUGAAACUCAAAAUCCCAAAUGCAAUAAGUGUACUUUAUGGAUGAUGAUGUUGUGUGACCGAGGUUAGCUGCUUAUUCCUCUGUCCUGUUGUCCAGCUGAGCCGGUGUGUGAACCAGAUCGACGGAGUUUGUCAGACAAUAGAGAAGACCAUCAACCAGGCCGUCCAGAAGACACUGGACCAGCUGGAGAAGGACUGUGACCUCAUCUCCUCCACAAUCGACAGCAAAUUGGCCCAGGACAGGUAAGAGCAGGAAACGAUAGGUAGCCUAGUGGUUUGAGAGGUGGACCAGUAACCAAAAGGUUGGGCCUGAACUGGCCACUGGAGAGUUGCUGGUGUCACGCUACUGUUGUGCCCUUGAGCAAGGCACUGAACCCCAAAAAUAGGAGACCAGGCUAUUCCUCUCUUAUUGCCUUUACAUGCCACAAAGCUCCAUUAACCCCUUGGCCUCUGUCUGUGUUCCUGCAGGGCGGACUUGAGUUUCAACAGCAGUGUCCGUCUGCACUCCUUCCUGUGUGGGGCGCUGGGCAUCCUCUUGCCGUGCCUUUCCAUUCUCAGCUUUAUCGUCAACACCCUCUCCCCAGAGGAGUUGCAGGAGCUGCUGGGAGAAGGGCUGGCCAAAGCCCUUUGGCUCUCCACGGUAGGUAACCUCUGACUCCUAACCCCUGACUGUAACAUUCAUACCCUGAAUUCCAAAUCGCCCCCUAGCCCCUCCUCCCUAGGCACUCCUGUAGAUGCAUUACGAUGCUGUUCUAAUGCAUUUUAAGACUUGUCAUGAGCAUGACUAACCCAGACUCGGAAUCAGAAUAAUUUUCCUUUGCCUCAAAAUACUGGACAAAAUACUGUUCUAAAUACUGCUGCUAUGCUCGUCUCAACAGGGUGUAGUGGUCUUUCUGUGGGAUUGGAUACCAGAAGAUGGCCAGAUAUUGUUUGUGAUCAUAUUUGGUGCACUCUGCUACUUUUUCUUAUGUCUCGCCAAGUAUUUUGCCCGGUAAGCAGAAUCCGUCACGCACAAAAAAACACACAGAAAUCCAUCACUUACGCCGUUUUUUCCCCACUCAUGGAAUACGUUUCCCACUUUGAUUGACAGCCGUUGUCAUGUGAUUGUGUCCUCAGCCAAGGGAAUAGGACUCUGACGAAGAAGGAGAAGAGAACCCUCACAGAGUACAGUGAUUACGUCCAGGAUGUCGUCAAAGCCAAGAAGGUGAGAUUUCAUUGCAAUAAUUAUCAUUCUGCAAUUCGGUUGAAGAAGCUGUGUAUUCAGGUGUAUCUAUUAGAUAUAUUUCUGAGGCAUGAAAUGUGCUACGUACAUGUCAUCUGUAUACCAUUCUCAACUUAUUUCAACAGGGAAAACUAUAUGAGGAGUAUCUCGCGCAGUGUGCGGCUGAAUAUGACUUCUGAUAAGGGGCGGAUCCAUCGGAAAUCUACUUGUCGGACUUUCUCAUGCAUUAAUUGUUUUGUAGGAUGUCUUCGUAAGUCUUUUCAUAAUCACACUGGUCAAGGGUUCACAUGCCUAGGAUUGCACAAUUUGGGAUGCUUUCUGGUACAUUUAGAAAGUUACCGGGAAUAUUCUAUCUCUUUGCAACCCUACACAUGCCACUGUUUUUCAACAGGCAUUUAAUGAGUCCAGUAUCUGGACAUUGUUCAGAUUCUCAUGGAUAUAAGCCUGGACUCGGUCACUGUCUAUAAAGGAAUAUAUGCUGAACAAAAAUAUAAAUGCAAC
This is a messenger RNA of Coregonus sp. 'balchen', 26312 nucleotides long. NCBI's taxonomy places the organism in Eukaryota, Metazoa, Chordata, Actinopteri, Salmoniformes, Salmonidae. The record is from the annotation of a GenBank genome assembly.